AUGAAUUUAUUUCCUCAAAGUGAACUAUACUACUCACUAUUUCAUUUCAGCGACAAUUAUUCUUAUGAAAAACAAUGGAAUAAUAACAAUAAUAAUAAUAACCACAACACCUAUUAUGAUGGAGGUGGAGAUGAUGAUUCAGAAAGUGAGGGGGCGGCAAUAGUCGACAGAACUCCUGCUGGUGUUGCUCAUGCCGAGGAGGAUGUUGAUGACAAUGCCCUCCAACUCCAUGAAACUAACUCGGAGCAUAUUCUCUGCACACAGUGUUGUACACAUAAUACAAUAAUAGGGAAUGCGAGAGAAGGAGAGAAAUGGAAAUCACAAACAUCACCACUUUCCAAUUCUCAACAGCAUCGAAUGAUCAAUUCAUUCUGCACAUAUGAGAAACAGGCGGAGAAAAGUACAACAAGGCAUUCUAAAUAUACCUCAUCUCAUACGUACUCCUAUCAUCGGAGAUAUAUUGAUGAACGCGUCAGUCGUAGACGUAGAACUCUAUCCUAUCCAUCCAGGAGUCGACCAUCUUCAAAUUAUUCAAUACCAAAAUCUCAUCUGAUCAUGAAGUCAUCGGUUUGUGCACCCUGUCCAACUAGACGAUCAUAUAUUAGAACUAUCAGUAAGCAUAAUGUGAAUAAUCAUUUAUCAUCACCGUCUUCUUCUUCAUCAGGUGGUGGUGGUGGUGGUGGUGGUUUGUUCAAUGAAUUCGUCAGUUGGAUACACGGUUUAUUCAGUCGACCGAAUUCCUCCCAGUCAGCAGCAGCAGCAACAACAACAACAACACUCAGUCCAUAUGAUAUCAUAGACACAUCUGAAUCAAAACUCUACAACAUAGACAUCAAAUCAGCUUCAAGUGAUCACCACUAUAAACGAGCGUAUUCUGCUCCUAUUCGAAAUAAUCAAUCUUAUCAUAAUAUCACAAGACUAGAAGACGACACCACCUCCACCAACACCAGUGAAGCUGAUGACAUGACGACUGACUUCAAAGAUCUGACUAGAAAUUUGAGUGCAAUGACGCAUACACCAUCUUCAUCACUGGCAGCAUCAUCAUCCUCAUCCUCAUCAUCAUGUCUGCAAUUCAGUAGACCGCCAGAUACAGAGACAAGUUAUUACACACCAAAUGAAGGUAUGACAGUCACCUCGUCGAGAACAGAAGUGAUGGUAGUAGUUGGUUUAUCAGUUGCAGAGAUACCAACGAAUAAAACAACUACUGCAAUGAAUUCGCCUCUCUCACCAACACCACCACCACCACUACCACCAGUCGAUCAUGCUAUCACACCGACAAGCAAAACAAAUUCACUGAAAUCAAGUGAAAUUAUGUUGACGGAAAAUAAUUCAAUAAGUGGUGGUGGUGGUGGUCUCUUCGACAAUUCUCAGUCAAUAAUCAAAUAUCCGCGUAAAAGUCAAAAUAUCACUGAAUUCUACGAUGAUGAUGAUGAUGAUGAUGAUAAUGAAGGCGAUAGAUUUAUUAGGCCAGAUCUCACAGAGAUCCAGUCAUCAGUACUAGUAGCAGUGGUUGGUAAUCGAGAGAGUGACAAACACUUAACUGCCAGUUGUCAGAAUCCGUCGGUGAUCACUAACUCAUCUUCAGGUAAUUUCAAUAAAAAUGAACAAGAGGAAAUCUCUGAAGUAUCUGUCCCAUUGACAACUAGUUCUCCGCCUGGAAAACUAUUAAAUCAACAGCGUAUUAAUCAAGGUGAUGCUGAUGACAACACCAAUAAGUCAGUAAGUAGUAGUAGUAGUAAUCACCCUCUUAGACAACAAGUCAAUGACUCAAAUUUCAUCUUUGAAAUCAAUCUCCAACCUGAAUUGUGUGCCUUAAAGGGAAUUGCUAAUCAUACUGAUCAAGCAUUAACAACAGAAAUCAAUGACUCAAUAUUAUUCAAUAAACAAUUCCAGUAUGUAAACACACAACUACCAUUACAGGAUAAACAUAAAGCAAUCAAUGUUAAAGGCGUGAAAUAUAUCUCCUACGAUAAUGUAAUACACAUUAAUCAAGAUUCGGAGACAGUAUACUACGCCGCCACCAACGGGGAACAAAUAUCACAGUUGAUUCCUGCAAUACAAAAUCCAUCAUCGAUGAAUACUCAUCACGGCAAACAAUGCCUGACAGUGAAUUUGGAGACCUCUGAACAAAUUCUAUCACCUACAUUCCAUGUUGAAAUGAAUGAAUUGCAUAGAUCACCACUACCUGGAGUGGCUCACUACUAUGAUAAAUACAAUAGCACUGAUCAUCGGAUACUCGCCACAGAAGGCAUAGCCGCUAGUCAAAAACUACUCGAGAAGCGUUUGUCUGAUAUUCAUCAUCAAGGCACAGUACUGGACAAGGUGCCACCAUCAGCAACAGCAACAACAACGACAACAACAAUGAUGAUGACGGCAGAUGGGGAAAGUGAACACAGUAAGUUACUCUGUAUGAAUCAAUUUGGAGAAGGAAUUCUCUCUGGACUAUUGACCUCACAAUUACGCUUAGCACGGAAGUGUAGUUCAUACGAAUCGGAGAAGCAGCAUUGGGAGGAGGAGGAGGCGGGGGAGGUGAUGGUGGAUAGGGAUAGUUUGGGGAAGAAAAUAAAACAAUUACAACAAAAGAUCACAAUUAUGCCUGAACAAAUUUAUCAUUGUAAAUCAAAUAUUGAAAUGGACCAUUCCAUAAAUACAUCGAUUGACUACUACUACUACAGGGUAAAAUCUACACCUGCGACUAUUAACCAGGAUACCGUUUUCACAGAGAAAACUCAAAGAAGUGAUCACUCUGACGACGAAGAGAUCUACCAGCAGCAUGCAACAACACCGAGCAGAGAAGCAAACUUUUCACCUGAAAAGAUUAUCUAUUCUCCAAUUGAUUUCAAACAUCAAUGUCUCCUGAAUAGAGAAUCACCAGCACCAGCAACGGCAGCCGCAGCAGCAACAACAGCAGCAGUCACAUCUGAUGAUAUGCAUGAAACUGUUUUAGAGGGUUGUGAAAAUGACCAAAACACAAUCACACAUCCUCCUCUUUCUCCUCCUCCUCUUCUGUAUACCUACGAGUCAUUAGAACUUUCAGAAUUACAUAAAACUGACACAAAGAUGCAAGAUGUACUAGUUUCACAACAACUUUCAUCGAAAUACGCCAAUUCAUUCCCAAUACCAACACAAGUUGAAGUUGAUGUUGUACUCGGUUCUACCACUGAAUGUGCAAACAAAGACGACGAAGUUCAUCAUCAUGAGAAGAAGAAGAAGAAGACGAGGAAUAAAAGUCAUGAAAGUGAAUCAUCGAAUUAUGAUCAUUAUCAUCAUUGUCAUAUUCCAUUGAAUGACAUAAGAUCACAAAGUGAGUGUACAAUACAAUUGGAGGAGUCAAUAGUUCUAUCAAGACAAACUUGUCGUGAUUCAGACUCUGUUGUUACUAUGACACAAUCUAAGAUGACAACGGCUUCUAUUGACAAUCUAGAAAAUGACUCAGUACUACUUGAGAAAGACUUCAAUCUGUCUACAACAUCAUCUGAAAGUGAUAUGCACGAACAGAGAACAACGCCUGUUAACAUUGAAGUUGAUCUCUCCAAUUCACUAUCUGACGCCGUCCAUUGUAAUUCUCACCCAACAACAGAUGAUGAGGUGAUCUCCAAUCGAAGGAAGCUUGACCAAGUGGUAGAAAUAAAUCCAACCAUGAUGACAAACAAAAAAUUCUUGAAGUACGCCUCCUCACUGAAGACAACAACAAGUAAGCUUCCACAUGACAAUUUCAUCACAGAUGACAACAAAAUGUAUCCAGAAGAGACACCUUCAGAGAUUUUACACUUGAACAAAGUACCAGUAGUCGAGAUGAAGAAUCCAAUAACCGAACCACUUGAUGAAAACACUGCAACAAUCAAAGAAUCUUCGACACCAGUGCAUAUGAAGGAAGUCAUACAAGAAAAUUAUACACACGAACAACAACACCAACAACAACAACCAGACUUUACCGCAACUGACAUACGACCACCGAAUCUCACUGGCGGCUAUUCUAACAAACUAGACAAGACAAGUAGAAUCAUCCAAUGGGAAAAUGUUCAAACUAACGAGAUGUACACAACUGUUGAUUUUGUAUAUAAGCAACAAGACACCACCACUACUGAUGAUGAUGAUGACAAUGAUGAAAUGACUGUGAUGAAUCGAAAUACAAUGACAAUACCGAUAUCAUCUCACCACGAUGAAUCAUUGACAGAAACAGACGACGACAUUCAGAUAUCACUUGGACAACAUACACCAUAUCAUCACAAUAAAUCCACUGGUGGAAUCAAUAACACACAGGAUACAACUGUGGAAAAUGAAGAAGAAGGAAGAAAGUGUCGUGGAACAGGAACACCAGGACAUGAAGUGAAUUUCAAACAGGAGGAUGUUCAAAACGACAGCACAAUAAUAACAACUCAAAGAAGUCUUCUGCAUCAGAAACAGUCAUCACAUGAAUCAAAAGAAAACAUUUACAAUGAGAAGAAUGAUGAUAAGCAUAGUGACGAUAGUGGCAGUGAAACAUUUGAUCACAAAAAACCAACUCAUCCGCAUCCAGCACAGAAACCAGUGAAACCAAUUCUACGCAGUGACGACAGUUCAGUAACAACACACGUUGAAGAAGAGUCUACAUUCUACUCGACUAUGCAUCAAAGACGCAUCAUAGAUCUUCAAUUCUUGGAUAUUCUUAAUAGAACUAGAAUGAUUGGUGGAAAAGUGAUGCUGACAGAAUACUCACCUGAACAGUAUUACAAAGAGACACUAAUCAUACCAGAAUUACUCUGUCAAACACAACAUAAUUCAUUUGAACAGAACCACCGACUCAAUGAUAUUCAUGACAGUAGUACUGGUAGUCGGAGUGGUCUGCAGUUAGACAGAAACAGUGGUGGUGGCGGUGGUUUAUCAGAAUAUGCCCAAGAUUCAACGCUAACCGAGAAUGAGGCAAGUUAUCGUUCUAUUGCACCGACUAGGAAAGCUUUAAAAUUAGGCGCCAUUGAAGAGAUGCUGUGUGCUCCACUAGUGAACACUGGAAUUCAUAAAGAGGCAAGCAGAUCAGAUGAAGCGGUUUUCGAUGCUCUGAAAGGCAGUGGUGAAGAGAAACCAGUUGCCUAUUUUGUAGAACAAGAGUGUCAGAAUAACCAAGAAAGUCAUUGGCCAGGUAGAAUAUAUAUGCCUUUAACGCCAACAAUUGAAAUUCAAACAACACCAUUAUUGGGUGUUCCAUUGAAUCAAUAUACCAUGACAACAUGUUGUUCAGUAGAGGUGAAAGCGGAGAAGGAGAACGGAGAGAGCAGGGAGUGGAGGAGGACGACGAAGAAGGAGGAGGCGACGAGUGACGACAUCAUAUCUUCACCGAAUCAACAACAACACCCAAUGGAACAGUCGUCUAACAAGGCUGUAAUGCAGAAACCAAUCAACGCAUAUCUCAGUGACACACAGAAUCAAAAUUCUAAAGCAAAUGAUAAUAAGCUGAACUUGAUAACCAACUUUACGGAUAACAAUAAUAAAAAAGCACACCUGAAGAAGAGGAGUAUAUCGUUAUCACUUGACAAACUGACACGAUCACGUCUGUCAAUAUCAAAAUUUAUACUACGAUUGAAGAUUAGAUCAAGAAGUCUCGGAAGACUUGAUCUGCAUCAUCUAAGCAUUGAACAGGGAAAAGUGUCAGGUGUAGACGAUUCAGAUGACGAAGAGAUUGAAAUUUCUGCACGGAUACAUCCUUUCAAUUUCAAGGAGGGAAUCCAUAAGGAGGCGAAUUUAGGCCAGACAAUAUUCGCUACGGAACAAUCAUCUUGUAAUGAUGAAUUUGGUUUCAGGCGAGAUGUACCUCAAGAAAGGAGUGAUGAUAAAGUGGAGAAAACAGAAACUGAAAAGCGUCAGAUUUGGGAAAAUGAAGCAGUAAUUGAAACACAACUACCGCCACCACCACCACCACUAAAUACUGAAGACUCCUUCUGUGCUUCACAGACUAAACACAUGGAACAAUUAGAGGCAAUCGAUCAACCAGUUCUACUCAAGGAGGAUAAUACCAAAAACCUCAAAUUCAAAAUAGAAGCUGAGAAAACUAUUUCUGAAAUACAGUCACCAACACAAACACAACAAGAACAAGAACAAGACGAAGAGAGAAAUGAGGCAUACAAUGAUCACGAUGACGAUGGGGAGGAGGAGGCGGCGGCGACGUCGACGGCGGCGGAGUCGAAAAGGUUGAGUCUACCACUGCCAAUCGAAAUCGGAGGAGGAGAAGGUAAUGACUCAUUUGUAGAGAAGUAUGAAAUUGUCCCUAGAAGAACAAAUGAAGAAACAGACGACGACCAGUUGGAGGCUAUUUCAUCUGAACAAAGUGAUGAGAAUGCGGAAGAAGAAGACAUGCAUAUGACGACAACAACUUCGAGUUGUGGUGAAGAGUCAGCGAAACAUUCCUCCACCUCAAACUUAUUAUUAUUAUUAUCACCAUCAUCAAUCAAGGAACCACAUUGUAAGAAUGAAAUUAUCCUAGAAAGUAGUCUGAGCUACAAUGAAGUCAAUCGACAGACAACUGCAAAAUUAACAUACACCACGACAACUGCAUCGGUGCCAGCUCACAUGAAUGAAUUCUUAACAAUAUCAAUGACAUCUAUUGUAUCACCAUCAAUCCACUAUAGAAGUGAGCUAAGCUUUACUCAUCAACAUUCUGAACAGAUAAAGACAAGUACACCGACAACUCUGAGUAAACUGAGUGAAACACCAGUGCCUACAAAGAGUGGUGAAUCAACAACCAGCUCGAGUAUUUAUUAUACUGCUCAAAGUAAUCCAAGUGGUUAUGGUGAAAUUGAAGUAGAAGUCAACCAACAAGACGUUGUUAUUCCUGCUGCUGCUGCUGCCUCUGUUAACGUUGACAAGAAGGAUUCAUAUGAUGAGUCUACAUUGAAAGAAGAAGAUAAAACUCCAAUGCAGAAUGAUGAUGAUGAUGUGAUAAAUGAAGCAGAAAGAGAGACGACUGGCACAGAAACUGUCAAGGCGUCAUCAUCAUCGCCAUCGCCAUCAUCACAGAGUGAAGCACAACCUGAUCAUCUACACCAAAUCGAAGAAGUAGAAGGAGAAGAAGAAGCUAGUGAACACGUUGAUGAAUUGAAAGAGAGCAUAGAGGAGGUGAAUGUGGAGGCUAUUCAAUCAGCUCCUGAUAUACUCAAUUGCAGUUUAUCAGAAAACAUUGUAACAUAUAAUGUUGAUGGAGAGUUGAAUGAACAAAUCGCUGUAGUCAGUCUAGAAGUAGAUCAUGCACAACCAAGUGACAUCGUAGACAUACACGACAUGGACACUGACGCUGACACCGGAGUCAGUAAACAGCUUCAUUUAACACAGAUUACUACUGAACAGCCACUAGACGAUGAUGAAAAUCAUCAAUUCCAAGAGUUAACUGAUGCAACAGAGCCACUUGUAGACGACUCACAACCGCCUAUAACUGUAGCCCGUACAGUGGAAGUAGAGCGACAUAAUGAUGAUGAUCAUGAUGAUGAUGAGUUGGGUGAAGUUUCCAUGAACAGACAACAACCGUAUCAAACGACAAGCCAUCCAAUCAAUAUUAAAGAAACAAGCAAGGUGAUGCAAGAACAUUCAGCCAAAUCAGAGAAUAAAAUACUACUCAAACAAACACAUGAAACAGUUAAAAUGGAAGAUAAACAACCAGAAAUGAAAACAAUCCACGAAGAGAAAUACCACGAUUUGUACAAUGUGAAAGAUGCUAGAGAGAAAAAUGUACCUUAUGAAAGUGUCAGUGUGUUGGAUCGAGUUCCUGAUACAAUCACUUCUGGACUGGAACGAAAAGAAGAAGCUGAGAGUCGAAGUCCCAAGUUAGUCAAAAAACAACACGCUGUUGUGAUGAGGGAGACUCCUAUUAUUAAUACGGCACCACCUCAACCAGACGACAACGACGACGACGACGCCGCCGACGACAGACAAGCGAAGUCUACAAAACUGGAAAUAUCUAAAGUCCCAGUAGUCAUGGACAAUCUAACUCUUGCAAAAACUGAUACAAGAGCAGAUACACCAGUCAUUGAAUUCAAAACAGUUGAUAGUCCUUUCGAUAUUCGAAUAAAACCGAUGGAAGUAUUACAAGCUACAGGGAAAUCUGUAAGUCAAACAUUUGGUGAUGAUGACGAGUUGGAUGAGAUAAAACACCCAGAAACUUCAGACAUCCACCUACCUGAGAUGUUCACCUUAAAUGAAUAUGAAGAUAAGUGUGAAGUGAAGGAGUUAACAACAACACGAGGCGAAGAUGAAGAGGAACACUGUCAACAGAUGAAACACGAGAAGGAAUCACCACCCACCACCAAUUUGGUGGUAUUUGUUCUUGUCCAAGUACAACAAACACCAGAUACAAUAAUAAUGAGAAAUGAGAUGUUAACGACCCCUGAUGAAUUGAAACAAAGUUAUUCUCUUAUGGAUAAUGAAGAGGAAGAGGAAGAGGCAGAAGGAGAGAUUGUGCAGACUGAAGGAGUCGAUAUAACUGAUUACUACUUACAGUCUCCACUAGAGGACAAGAUAACUACUGACAAAGAAGACGAAGAAGAACAAGAAGCCUACCAUGACAUCAAAGUCAACCAAUAUCAUAAAACAAAUGUAACAACUAAAUUCAAUCUUACAGUGAAUCACUUCGAUAUAGAUGACAAGAUGUUCUCAUCACAAAGUGGUAGAGACAUUCAACCACCUACAGAUUUGUCAAGUGAAACUCAAAGAUUACCAUCACCGCUCUCACCAACAUCAUCCUCCUCGGAAGCGGUUGAUCAUCAUGAAAUCAUGCAACGACAAGAAGACCAAGAAGAAGCAGAAGAAGAUCCAACAAUGAAGAGACAUUUUACACAACUCAAAGAAGACGUGAAUAUCUUGAAAAUAACCUCGAAAUGUACAUAUACAAGUACACCAUUGAAAAAUUAUUCAUUGAGACAAAGAACUACAACAACUAGAAUCCCCUCCUCCAGUUUUGAACGAUCUACAUCACCACAAGAAUACACUGUCGCUUCUACUGUCUGCCUACCACACUCCGAUGGUACAACCACUGCGAACACCACCACCACCACUCUCACACAUUCAGAAAGUCCUUAUCCAGCCCCAACCAGCUCACCAUCGAUGACCAAUCUAGGCUGGCUGUUAGAUUCCUCCUCCUGUCUAAUAAGCCGAUUUGAUGAAAGACUGAAUAAACAUCUUAUUGAAGUAUCACCUAAUAACAGGAUAUUUAAGAAAGCAACUAUCACAGAAACCAGUCACCAUCAGCUACCAACUAUCACAGCAACUGAUCAAAGUCCAUCACAAGAACAAACAACAACAACAGCAGCGACACCACCAACAACAACAAACAGACCUGAAGGAAACCAACUUCGUAUAACCAUCUCUCAGAGUAUACGUAGAAAUUAUUCCUGCAUUUCAAAAGAUGAUAGCCACACAGAAAACUUGGUAAGCAGCACCAGUAAUGUAAUCACAGCUACUACUACUGCUACUACUACUACCGGUUACUACAAUCUACGACGUUCAUUGUCUGAAGAUUUCAAAGGUGAUAAACAUACUACAUCACACAGUGAAAUCAAGAAACCAACAAGCUCACUAGCACUAGUCGACGAGGAAUCUGAAGAGAUGUAUAUAGCCAGAAAACUGACUAACGAAGCGCUUAACAAAGCUAUUGGCAAACUGUCUAUCGGCUAUACAGACAUUCCCCCAACACCCCCACCAGCAUUGAGUUAUUCAACUCAAAUUACACAAAAGAAGAACAAAGAAACACAACAACAACAACAGAAAUUCUCUGAUGAAGAAGAAGGAGAAGAGGAAGAGAUUAUAACACGAUUACGACAAGAAUACAACAUACAAUUACCUUCAAGAAUUAUUGAUCAGCAUCAUCGGUCUACACAAAGUCCACUGACUAUAAUCAUGAGUACAACACCAGAGGAUACAACUGCACCCACGCCAACAACAUCAAUCGAUACACCAUUCAAAAUUGAACAAGAUGUCUACAGUGAAGUGUCGAAACAAACAAUCGCUAUUCAUGCUAAAACACGCAUAUACAUGUUUGAAGCGGAUGAAGGUGAAACAAAAGAAGAAGCACAAGGAGAAGAAGGAGCAAAGGAAGAAGAAAUGAAAGAUACUGAUGUGUAUCCAGUGAAUGAUGCAAAUGUGAUUCAGUCAAUAUCACAAGAAUGUAGCCUCAAUAAAACUGAUAAUCAAGUUGUCUUACAAACUUCACUAUUAGUUACAAGUCCAAAGUAUCUGACACAAUUGAUUGAUGAAGAAAUUACUGAUUUACGUGUAGAACAACAGCAUAUCGGUGUGAUCAGUGGAUCAGAUUACAGCACCCUGGCGAAAUACUCCCCAAUGGACGACAGAGGCAACGACGAUGACGACGACGACAAUAACAGAGAGGUGGAAAAUCUUUCAAGAUUAAGAGAAAGGCAAGAGCUCCAACAACAACCACAACCACAACAACAAUCUCCAGAUGGAAAAACAGUUACUAUCAGUCCUACCAGUGUUGUCGAUGACUAUAUGGCAUCAGAAGACAAUGAUGACCAGGAGGAGGAUGAAGGCAAGUCGACACAACAACAAAUACAAGAAGAAUUAUCUGCGCUUAGUUUUGCAGCACCAUCAACACAUGAAUUCAGUGGACCAGUGAAGAAACGAGGCAGUGAUGACAGAACACAAAAUGACCAGCCGAUAGAAGAAGAAGAAGAAGCAGAAGAAGAUUUCACCAGACCCCCUGAUUAUGUGUUAACACAAACCUAUCAGGAAAUAAGUGCUACAGAUGCAAUAACUAUCAGUCAGUCAGCAGAUCAUCCUAUCCACGAUGGUGAUGAUGAUGAAGAAGACCGUGAUAUCUUGAGUCGACUAACAACAACAACACCACCACCACCGCCGCCGCCUAAUGACCACCUUCACCAACACCACCAACAGCACCAACAGCACGAGAAAUUACAGUCAAGGAAUGCAAUCAAAAGUGAAACAAUCACUCAAGACUUUGUCACUAUUUACGAAACACCAGAAAAGAUUCAGCUGGUGAGAAGAAGUGGAACACCAGAAAGUCGAAGUAGGCAAGAAUUAAUAGAAGAAGGAGACGACGACGAGGAUGAUAGAUACAGAAGUAUGUCAAGACCAUUCACAACAACACCCACAACAACAACAACAGCUGAGAUAUUAACAGGAGGAGGAGGAGAAAAGUUCAAACUGACAAAUAUUCAUGAGAAAGAUACUCCUCCUUCUCCCCCUCCUCCUUCUCCGCCUCCUGCUACUCUGAGUCAUAUUCAUUCAGAUAAUGAUGAAGGCAUGUUACAAGUAUCCAUGGAUAUAGAUAUACAAGCAAACUACAAACUAGUUAAUUCAACCAGUGAACUACACGACAAGGAGGAACCGAUUACAAAUUUGAAUCUACAUUUACCAACAACAACAACAACACACAGGAGAAUAUUUUAA
This is a messenger RNA of Trichobilharzia szidati, 11388 nucleotides long. NCBI's taxonomy places the organism in Eukaryota, Metazoa, Platyhelminthes, Trematoda, Strigeidida, Schistosomatidae. The record is from the annotation of a GenBank genome assembly.